AAAAAAAAGGAACUCUUCUCCUUCUCCUCCUACUCCAAUUCUAUACUGACUGCAGUGUUAGAGUUGUUGAAGGAGGAUGACGAUAAAGGGUUUGCGACGCCUGCUGUCUUCCUACUCCUUCGGGCGGCACCACCACCAUCACCAUCACGACCGUCCGUCCUCAGCGUCAUCGCCCGCAUCAUAUCCUCAUACGACGCCGCCGCCGCCGCUGCAGCAGCAACAGCUGAUCGCGGGCGGGGUGAUGAAGGACGACGUGGCGGCGAUCGAGGCCAUCCUGGCUAAGUGGGAGCCGGACGACGCCGCGUACGCCAAGAGCUCCUCCCUCUUCCACGGGGACCGCGCAGAGGCCUGCGAGUACCUCGCCGCCGUCCGUGACCUCCAGCGCGCCAUGCUGUCCUUUGUCUCCAGCGAUGCCUCCUCGGAGUCGUCGUCCCACGCCGCCCUCAUCCGCGCCCAGACCCUAAUGCAGACCGCCAUGCGCCGCCUCGAGAAGGAGUUCUAUCAGAUACUCGCAGCCAACCGCCACCGCCUUGAUCCCGAGUCCGUCUCCGCCCGCUCCUCCACCCACUCUAGCGCCUCCGACGACGCCGAGUACGACGAUGUACGGGGAGCCAGGAACUCCAUGGGCGAUGUCGAGGGCGCCGCGGCCAUCGCCAUGGAUGACCUUCACGCCAUCGCCGAGACCAUGAUCUCUGUCGGGUACGGCAAGGAGUGCGUCAAGGUCUACAAGGUCCUUCGCAAGUCCAUCGUCGACGAGGGGCUCUACCGCCUCGGGUUCGAGCGGCUCAGCCCGUCCCAAGUCCACAAGCUCGAUUGGCAGGUGCUCGAGCCAAAGAUCCGAUCUUGGCUCGGCGCCUCGCGCGUGGCCGUCAGCACUCUGUUUUCUGGCGAGCGGGUCCUCUCGGACCAUGUCUUCGCCAGCUCCGACUCCAUACGGGAGGCCGUCUUCGCCGACAUCUCAGGCGACGCCGCCGUGCAGUUCCUCCGGUUCCCGGAGUCGGUGGCGAAAUGCAAGCGCUCCACGGAGAAGAUGUUUCGGAUCUUGGAUCUCUGCGAAGCCGUCUCGGAACUGUUGCCGGAGAUCGAACCUGUGUUCUCCUUCGUGUCUACAGCCGCCGUCCGGGACCAGGCCCUCUCUGCAUACUCCAAGCUCGCCGAGACCGCUCGCGCCAUCCUCGCCGACUUCGAAGCGGCCAUCCACAAGGAGCACUCCAAGUCGCUGCCUCCCGGUGGAGGGAUCCACCCGCUCACCCGUCACGCGAUGGACUACGUCAUUACCCUCGCCGACUACGAGCCCACCCUCGCUGAGAUCUUCGCGGAUUUCCCCCUUCAUACCCAGAGCUCCCUCUCCGACUUCUUCGAUAGCUCGUACUCGGAGUCGCGGCCGUCCUCGCCGGCGUUCUCCUCCUCCAUCUCCUCCAUCGACGACGGCCACGGGUCGGAAAUCGCCGUGCGGUUCGCGUGGCUCAUAUUGGUGCUGCUCUGCAAGCUCGACGGCAAGGCGGCCGCGUACCGAGAUGCUGGCCUAUCGUACCUCUUCCUGGCGAACAACCUGCAGUACAUAGUGAACAAGGUGCGGUCUUCCCGGCUGUGGGGGAUGCUGGGCGAGGAGUGGACGGCUCGGCAUGCGGCGAAGGCGAGGCAACACGCUGCCGGGUACGAGAGGGUGGCGUGGGGGAAGGUGCUGGCGUUGGUGACGGCGGAGGAGGUGUCGCCGGGCGAGGCGCGGGAUCGGAUGCGUGCGUUCAACGCGGCGCUGGAGGAGGCAUGCACCGCCCAGGCCGGGUGGGUGGUGGCUGACGCUGAGAUGAGGGAGGAGGUGAGAGCGGCGGUGCGGGGGAUGCUGCUUCCAGCGUACCGAGGGUUCUACGAGCAGUGGAGAGUCGUGCUCGAGGGCAGCGGCGCGGUGAGGUUUUCGCCGGAGGAAGUACGAGACAGGCUGGCGGAGCUGUUCGACGGCUCCGACGAUUCCGGCUCCGGUUCGUGCUCGAGUUAUCGCCUCGGUUCGGAUUCUGGCUCUGUCCGGUCCGAGCCAUCACCCAGGCCCAUAUAAGUCGACAAACACUACUGCCUGCACGGACCUGAAAGCAGCUCCUUCGUAACUUGCCAUUGAUGUCGUCAUCGAACAAUUUACAUUAAGUACCGUUCUUUUCGUA
Molecule: messenger RNA, 2156 nt
Organism: Musa acuminata subsp. malaccensis (wild Malaysian banana)
Lineage: Eukaryota; Viridiplantae; Streptophyta; Magnoliopsida; Zingiberales; Musaceae
Product: exocyst complex component EXO70H1
Biological process (GO): exocytosis
Cellular component (GO): exocyst
Molecular function (GO): phosphatidylinositol-4,5-bisphosphate binding
Source: RefSeq, a predicted model, not a curated record